AUGCAGUCUGGGUGUGUCAAGACCAUCGACUCCUGCUGGGUUCUGUAUGAGGAGAGCCAGUCAAGCAGUGCCAGUCGACCACGCACCGGCUCGGAGGCGACGGCCACGACGGAUGAUGCCGCAGAGGCUUCUGCGCAGCAGGCACCAGAGCCUGCGCGGCCGCUAGUGGGAUCGGGGCUGACACCCUUGAGCGUUCGCAAGCAGGCACCAGCUCCACUGCCUGCGCUGCCGCCAGCGCCGAUGACGGGAAAGGCUCCAGCGACAGCGCCAGCGCCAAUGCGGUCGUCUUUGCAGCCGGCUGUGGAAGCAAGCUCGAGAUUGCAGGCCCCGCUGCGGUCGGCGACAGCGCCAGCACUUCUGCAACAGCUGCCGCCGACGGUGCCGACGGCUUUGAACGCCCGCGGCGGCAAUGAGACUACGCCCUCCCAGAAGGUUGUAUCCGCGGCGACCUUGCAGUGCGCCCCAUAUCCGCCAGAGGAGGGCUCCCAGGGCUCCGCCGAGAAGAGGUGCAUCCAUGGCAACGGCCUGGGGGACGGCCACGUGUACUUCUGGAACGCCGACCGCGGAACCCCUCGUGCCGCGUGCGGUGAGCAUGCGGACUGCAGUUGCUGUCGGAAGCGGGUCUCCGAGGUGGCUCGCGCCAGGUCGUGGGAGAAGGCGCGCGAGGGCGCCGGUUGCAGCAACUGGCAGAGUAUCCAUGCGUUCGAGCCCGUCGUUCUGGGCAGCGUGGACAAGUGUGGAGAGUACUGCAGGGCGCACCAAGGUUGUGUGGGCUUCGACUACCAGAAGGAGGUCGACAGCAUGUGCAGCCAGAACUCUGGCGCUGGUAGGGGUGCGUGUUUGCUGUGGUUCGGGGACUGCCAGGAUAACUCCAACGCCUGCUACGACCGCUACGAGAUGAUUGCAUCUGGUAGCGCUGAAGCUGCCUCUUCGUCUGGCACCACUCUCUCGGCCUUGCGGAGUUUGGGUGACCAGUGGGAGCGCUCUGAGAAGAAGGGGUGCGCGAACUGGCAGAGCAUCCAACAGGACAGCGUCACCGCCUCGGAUUCCAACCAGUGCGCGGCGCUGUGCGAGUUGAGGGGGGGGUGCAAGGGCUUCGGCUUCAAGACGGCCAACGGGUGCGAUCCGCAAGGGAAUGGGGCCCACCGUGGAGCCUGCGUGCUGUACAGCGGCGAGUGCAAGUUCGCGAGGAACGACUGCUGGGACCACUACGGGCGCCGGGACGUGGCGCCGGCCGCUCUGCAAGCCCCCGGGCUGCCGUCCAGCGCACCGACCUCUCCGACCCCUUCCGUGCCCAGCGCCCCGCCCCGAGGGGACGGCACUGCAACGACCGCUGGGACCACGGGCGCGCCGUCGGAGGGACCAGGCACGGGGCUGAGCCAGAAGCCGCCGCCUGUGGCGGCGCCUGCCGGCGGCGCGGGGCAGGGCGGCGAGGACACCGCCACGGCGGCGGGCGACCUCAGCGCUUUCGCCAGGGACGAUGUCGCGGAGAUCGAGGACGUGGCCGCGCCGGCCUCCGCGGCGUCAUCCGGCGAGGAGGUGGCAGGGGCCCUGCGGCUUGAGGCGAGUCACCCCGAGGAGUUCAGCUCGGAGGGGGGGCAGUCGAG
Messenger RNA from Prorocentrum cordatum, 1607 nucleotides. NCBI's taxonomy places the organism in Eukaryota, Dinophyceae, Prorocentrales, Prorocentraceae. The record is from the annotation of a GenBank genome assembly.